Molecule: messenger RNA, 1736 nt
Organism: Lactuca virosa
Lineage: Eukaryota; Viridiplantae; Streptophyta; Magnoliopsida; Asterales; Asteraceae
Source: the annotation of a GenBank genome assembly
AAACUGCCGAAAAAUAAGCUAAAACAAAAACCCUCUAAGAAUAAAUACUAACAUUGGUGCCAGGAGCUAACACUCCUCCGGCCUAAAGCGGUCUCUGUUCUUGGUUCAGCUCUGCUUCUUCUUGUUCUUCUUCGAUCUCCAUAUAUGCAAACAAGAGAGACACUUAAAUAAUGUUGGGAGUAAAUCUGUUCAGGCGCAAUCCAGAGAUUAUACGCGAAUCUCAGCGACGGCGGUUUGCUAAUGUUGAACUUGUUGAUAAAAUCAUUCAACUUUAUGAAGAAUGGAAAAGCCGUCAAUUCGAGCUGGAACAGUUCCGAAAGGAUUUCAACAAGAUCAACAAAGAAGUCGCCAAACUCAGAAUUGCAGGACAAGAUGCGACUUCAUUGAUUAAAGAUACCGAGGAAAACAAGCAAUUGACUGCGAAGAAAGAAGCACAGGUUCAGGAGGCCCAAAGAGCAUUGCAUUCAAAUCUGAAUCUGGUUGGAAAUAUUGUUCAUGACUCUGUUCCCGUUAGCAACGAUGAGGCAGAUAACGAGAUAGUUAGGAGUUGGGGAGAGAAGAGGGAUGAAGCAAAACUGAGAAAUCAUGUGGAUCUUGUCGAUCUUCUUGGAAUUGCAGACCUGAAAAGAGGUGCUAAUGUUGCUGGUGGUAGAGGAUAUUAUCUAAAAGGAGAUGGUACUCCAUUCUUCAUGAGAAAAGAUAUCAUGGCCAAAUGUGCUCAAUUAUCACAAUUUGAUGAAGAACUCUACAAGGUAACAGGUGAAGGAGAUGACAAAUACUUGAUUGCUACUGCUGAACAGCCACUUUGUGCUUAUCACAUGGAUGAUUGGAUCCAUCCAACACAGCUGCCAUUAAAAUAUGCAGCAUAUUCAUCUUGCUUUCGUAAAGAAGCUGGAUCACACGGGCGUGACACUCUUGGGAUUUUUCGUGUUCAUCAGUUUGAGAAACUGGAACAGUUCUGCAUCACCAGCCCUAAUGAUAAUGAUUCAUGGGACAUGCAUGAAGAAAUGAUGAAAAACUCAGAGGAGUUUUAUCAGAUGUUGAAACUUCCAUAUCAGGUAGUGUCUGUUGUUUCUGGUGCUUUAAACGAUGCUGCUGCAAAGAAGUAUGAUUUAGAAGCAUGGUUUCCUGCAUCCAGUACUUACAGAGAGCUUGUUUCGUGCUCAAACUGCACUGAUUAUCAAUCAAGAAAACUGGAGAUUAGAUAUGGGCAAAAGAAGAGUAAUGAGGAGACAAAGCAGUAUUGUCAUUUAUUAAAUUCUACCCUCACAGCAACAGAGAGGACUAUAUGCUGUAUACUUGAGAACUACCAGAAAGAAGAUGGUGUUGAAGUGCCAACAGUGCUACAGGGAUUCAUGGGUGGCAAGACUUUCUUGCCUUUUCAAUCCACUGUUAGAUACUUGUUCAACAUGCAGAUUGGAGGAUUGUUGGGAAGACACAAAUGGUAACAUAGGCAAUGAGGACGGUGAUUAACAAUUAUAGGAGAUAGUUCAAUGGCUGCAAGGUUUUCCAUGGUCUAAUUGGAGUCCAAACAACAUAACACAAAUAAACCACUUUUCUGAUAUGAAAAAUGUUGAAAGCUAUAUUAUUCUUUAUGUCUAGUCUAUUUUUAUCAAACUCGGACCAAGUAAGAGACAGUUUUGCUAGUUAAAUAGCUGUUACGAUUGUUUUAAUAGAAACUUUGAUUUGGUGUAAACACAAUUUCAAACCUUAUUUUUAAAGAAAGUUAUCUCCGC